Molecule: messenger RNA, 965 nt
Organism: Salvia hispanica
Lineage: Eukaryota; Viridiplantae; Streptophyta; Magnoliopsida; Lamiales; Lamiaceae
Source: RefSeq, a predicted model, not a curated record
GAAAAGGAAAGUGGGGGUGGCCGUUAUUGAAAUGGAAAGUGAAGAUGGAGAUAAAUACCAGCUGCUUUAUCCAUUGCAAUUCCCAGAAGAUUAUCCAUUCACCUCGAUCUUUGAACUGAAUUUCCCAUCUUUAAAUCGCCCCCCUUAUCGAACUCCACUUGGAAUUCCCGGAACCAUGAUGGGCCACCAAAAUCACCACCACCAGGAUCACCAAUCCAAGGUCUUGUACGAGCUCUCCGCCCUAGUUUUGAACAUCAUUCGCUCGCCGCCCACGGCCGCCCCGCGGCGGAGGUGGGACGCCCUCUCCUUCCAGAGCAUGACGCCCGCGGGAUUCGCCUCCCUGCUCCUCGGGAUCUCGCUCUCGCUCAUGCUCUGCGGAUCGGUCACGUUUUUCUUAGGUUUUAUGUUGAUGCCUUGGGUUCUCGGAUUGGUUGUGUUCUUGUAUUUUGUGGGGAUUGUUUCCAGUAUUUCGAUGAUUGGGAGAGCCAUUCUGUGUCACAAUCCCGCGCCUCCGUCGCCCACCAAGGAGAUUCCUUUUCGAGCUAGAGAAGGCCUCUUGGGAUGAAGACUUGAAUUGGAAUUGGAAUAGGAGAGCGUGGAAGGUGUUGUGAUAGGUCGGUGGGUAGCCAUGGCGGUGGAAGGAGUUUGCAGCGCCAUCGUUGUGUGCUUGCCCGUUGCAGGACUGUGGAUACAUCUCCUUGAAUGAUACUUUUUGUUGAUUUGGAGUUAGCAAAUUCUCUAUCAAGUUGAAGGGAAACAAACUACUUUCAUCAUUUGAAGAUGAGACAUUCAUUCUAGCUGUGUUUUUUUCUGGUUAGGUGGAAACAGCAGCACUCUAUAUUUAUUUCUCCAUAUGUUGCAGUAUCUCUUGAGAGGGAUUGAUUUUUGAGCUUUUUGUGUGUAUAUUAUUAUAUACUGUGUAAUGAAUUCUUCUCUCUUUCAAAUGUAUUCUGUUCCUUUCUUCU